This is a messenger RNA of Labrus bergylta (ballan wrasse), 973 nucleotides long. RefSeq names its product olfactory receptor 6N2-like. The record is from RefSeq and is a predicted model, not a curated record. Gene Ontology annotation, cellular component: membrane. Gene Ontology annotation, biological process: G protein-coupled receptor signaling pathway; detection of chemical stimulus involved in sensory perception of smell. Gene Ontology annotation, molecular function: odorant binding; G protein-coupled receptor activity; olfactory receptor activity. NCBI's taxonomy places the organism in Eukaryota, Metazoa, Chordata, Actinopteri, Labriformes, Labridae.
GUUUUAAAACCGUUUUACCAAACAUGUUUUGUAGCAGAGAAAACCUGCGCUAAAAUGUGUGUGAGUGUAAUAUUCAAGAGUAGCGAGCUCGCGAUGAUCCUGCUCCAACAGCAUUUCGGCGCAAAAGGGCAGGGGGAGAUGUGUCUGUGUGGUAGCAUAACCUGCAACAUGAUAGAAUGAACACCCUCCCUCCCCAUUCCCACAAUAAUGGACAAAGAGACGUUAACAAGACGAAUCAUAGAGGGUUAAAGUCUUCUGGUUUCCACUGAGGUCUGCUGGGGCCUCAGAAAGUCAUAGAAACCUUCAUGAGCCGAUGUAUAUUUUCAUUGCAGCUCUGUUACUGAACUCUGUUCUAUUCAGCACUAAUGUUUACCCAAAGCUUUUGGUUGACUUUUUAUCUGAGAAACAAAUCGUAUCAUAUUCUGCCUGUCUUUGUCAGAAUUUACUUUUUUCAGAGUUUCUACUGUUGUCAGCCAUGGCCUAUGAUAGAUAUGUGUCCAUAUGUAAACCUCUGUUAUAUCCAACCAUUAUGACAAAAACAACUGUUAUAUAUCUUCUUGUUCUUGCUUGGCUUCUUCCUCCUCUUGUACUUUUGGGGUCUGCCAUACACUAUUCUCGUAGAAAGGUCUGUGAUUUUUCUUUGGCAGGACUUUUUUGUAACAAUUCAAUUGUAAACCUUCUUUGUGUAAAAACAAGACUUAUGUUGAUAGUUAUUUUUUUUCUUAUGUGUAAUAUUUUAGUUCUACCUGUGAUCUUCAUACUCUUUACAUAUGCCAGGAUAUUUCUGAUAUCCUAUCAUAGCUGUAAAGAAGUCAGGAAGAAAGCUGCAGAGACCUGUUUGCCCCACUUGAUGGUUUUGUUAAGCUUUACGUGUUUGAUAUCAUCAUAAGAGUUGAUUCUGAUUUUCCAAAAACAGCCCGAUUUGUAAUGACUUUACAAUUGGUUUUGUAUCAUCCUCUCUUUAACCCAAUCA